AUGCCAUGGGCUUAUAGGGUAGAUCCACAGAGAAUGAACACGUGGGCACCUAAGUAUAUCAAGGAAGAGUGGCAUUUCAAGCGAGAAACCAUGGUUGUGGUGCUGGACUCGCAUGGUCGGCUGGUAGUCCAGCAUGGGACAUCGGAUGCGGCUAAGGAUGAGUACAUAUUGUUUUGGGGACCUCCUGCUGUGGAGGUAGCCGCAGCUGAUGCCGGCGGCGGAGUUCCUAGUAUUAGGGAAAUUCCCAUUGAGGACAUGAGGCGCUUCCGCACCCUCUUAAGGAGUUGCCUGAUCUGUAGGUUGCAAGCUGUGCAAAUCCUGAAAAUUGAGAGCAACCCGUUGCGUGAUCGCAUGGUAUAUGAGAUGAGUGAAGCAUACAAGGCCUGUCAAAGAGGCGGGGUUGCAAUCCUCACCAAGGGCCUGAUCUGCAGGUGCAGCAUGUAG
This is a messenger RNA of Eucalyptus grandis, 444 nucleotides long. RefSeq lists its product as uncharacterized. NCBI's taxonomy places the organism in Eukaryota, Viridiplantae, Streptophyta, Magnoliopsida, Myrtales, Myrtaceae. Bases 1 to 444 code for a protein of 147 amino acids. The transcript is spliced from 3 exons. The record is from RefSeq and is a predicted model, not a curated record. Gene Ontology annotation, biological process: phloem development.